AUGUCCGAUACGGAUGAACGCCCUCCGCGCAAAUACCCCAUCAUUGUGAUAACUGGAACUCCUGGGACCGGAAAAUCGACAUGCAGAGCUGUUAAAGAAAAGGGACUGCAUGAGGGAUUUGACGAGGAGUGGCAGAGCUAUAUUGUCGAUGAAGACAAGGUUAUCGAUGAAAUCGAGCCUAUGACAGUAAACGGGGGGCUGAUCCUCGACUGGCAUACAUGCGAUGCGUUCCCGGAGAGGUGGGUUGACCUCGUGGUUGUGUUGAGGUGCGACCAUACCAAACUGUGGGAACGGCUAGAGGCUAGGCGAGUUCAAGCCCUUUUCACCCCCCCCCUUUGUAAUGGAUUGACUUACUUGGGAAUACUUCGGGUUAGGAACUACCCUCUUCAAAAGAUACAAGAAAACAAUACAUCGGAAAUUAUGCAAACAGUAUUAGACGAAGCCAAAUCAUCAUAUGCAGAGGAGAUCAUUGUGGAGCUCAAGAGCGAAAAUACGGAAGAUCUGGAGGCUAAUGUGUCCAGAAUAUGCACUUGGGUUGAUAGCUGGAUGAAGGAUCAUGGUGGAGAUUCGUAA
This is a messenger RNA of Rhizoctonia solani, 573 nucleotides long. RefSeq names its product adenylate kinase. Gene Ontology annotation, cellular component: cytoplasm; nucleus. Bases 1 to 573 code for a protein of 190 amino acids. The transcript is spliced from 3 exons. Lineage: Eukaryota; Fungi; Basidiomycota; Agaricomycetes; Cantharellales; Ceratobasidiaceae. Gene Ontology annotation, molecular function: ATP binding; AMP kinase activity; ATP hydrolysis activity. The record is from RefSeq and is a predicted model, not a curated record.